Molecule: messenger RNA, 2076 nt
Organism: Myodes glareolus (Bank vole)
Lineage: Eukaryota; Metazoa; Chordata; Mammalia; Rodentia; Cricetidae
Source: RefSeq, a predicted model, not a curated record
CGGGAGCUGCCGCCCGCUGGAGGUAGCAAAUGAUACGGUGAUUAGCCUGCCCGGGGCCACCGUCACCCUGGUCUGCCCUGGGAAGGAAGCAGAAGGCAAUGCCACCAUUCAUUGGAUGUACUCUGGCUCACAGCACAGACGGUGGACUACCACGGGGAACUCACUGCUUCUGAGGGCAGUGCAGCUCAACGACACGGGCAACUAUUCAUGCUUCCUGGGUGAUCACCUGAUUGGGACUGUGCCCUUGCUGGUAGAUGUUCCGCCAGAGCAGCCUAAACUCUCCUGCUCCCGGAAGAACCCCCUUGUAAGUGCUACUUGUGAGUGGUUCCCAAGCAGCACCCCCUCUCCUACGACCAAGGCUGUGCUGUUUGUGAAAAAAAUCAACACCACCAACCCGAAGAAUGGCUUCCAGUUGCCCUGCCAGUAUUCCCAGAAGUCCAGAAGCUUCUCCUGCCAGGUGGAAAUCCUAGAGGGCGACAGAAAUUACCACGUAGUGUCGCUGUGCGUUGCAAACAGUGUCGGGAGCAGAUCCAGCAGCAACGUGGCAUUUCAUAGUUUAAAAAUUGUGCGGCCUGACCCCCCUGUGAAUCUUGUGGUGUCCGCCAUACCUGGAAGGCCUCGCUGGCUCAAAGUCAGCUGGCAAGACCCUGAGUCCUGGGACUCACGUUACUACAUGUUGAAGUUUGAGCUUCGAUACCGACCUGUGUGGUCAAAGACGUUCACGGUGUGGCUGGUGGCCCAGCACCAGUGCAUCAUCCAUGAUGCCUUGCGAGGAGUGAAGCACGCGGUGCAGCUCCGUGGGAAGGAGGACCUUGAGACUGGCCAGUGGAGCGAAUGGUCUGCGGAGGCCACUGGCACUCCUUGGAUAGAGCCCCCGAGCACUCCCACAGGGAUCCUGGAGAACCCCACACAGGUCUCUGACGAAGACUAUGAGGAGGAGGAGGAGGAGGAGCUGUACAACCGGCCUGUAAAAGCGACAAGCCUCCCCGCCCUAGGGCAAGACUCUUCCUCGAUAUCGCUGCCCACAUUCCUGGUGGCUGGAGGAAGCCUGGUGUUUGGGUUGCUCCUCUGUGUCUUCAUCAUCCUGAGGCUCAAGAGGACGUGGAAGUCACCGGCUGUGCGGGAAAGCAAGGCGAGUUCUCCCCCGCCAUAUUCCUUGGGACAGCUGAAGCCGGCCUUCACGCUGGUUCCUCUCCUCGCCUCAGCAGGGCCCCACAACAGCUCCAGGCCUGACAGCUGUCCGGGUGUCAGAGACCUGCAGAGCCCUUACGACACCGGCAAUAGGGACGGCUUAUGCCACAGCUAGUUGUCUGGACGGGGCCUGGCAGCGGGUGUCAGGUCAGCACCGCCACUCCUGCUCACCUGGGCCGGGAGUGGCGGGUGGGUUGCAGCUUCCCUUUCGCAUGAGAGCCUUGCAGAAGGUGCGGGGGGGUCAGGACUGUGUGCUGCACAUGCUCCGAAGGCAGGGGUUGUGAGGGACGCAGGCCACCAUGAGGACAUGGCCUCCACACCCUCAGGAUAGCCUCAGGUAGGGGUGCCAAAGGUUGCCCUAAUUGCCUAGCUCUGACUCACUCCCCCAACCCACCUUUUAGCUGAACUCUUAAAAUCCAAGCACCUUUGGCCCUCUCUUUUCCUAGGCCGCUAAGGCUGGGGAGGAACUCAUGCCCACUCUCCUUCUCAAUACCUGGAAAGCCGCUGGAAAAGCAGCUGGAGUCCCGCUUGUGACGAAUCUCUCAGGGCCUGGUGGUUUAAGCAGAAUAAUAUUAAUCUCUUGUAAGAAGCUUCAGAUGUGAAUGAUAAUUCUAGGCACUGCUGACUGCAGAAGUUUUAUUUUCUUAUUUGAACUCAGGACUUCAGGAGAAGAGACGCAGAAAGGAAGGGGAAGGACGGGUCUCCACUGUGCCCCUUGUAGUCUAGGGGACACAGCCUCUGGAAACAUGUUUUCUGUCCCCCGCUAUUCUCCCAGGGGAGGGUGCUGUUAGUGAGUCCCUCUGCUAGGGCAGAGAGUAUAGCUGCUUUAUUCCAGCCUUGCUCAUACUGGUUUCAACUGGACCUGAGCUACUGGGAAAGACAAUA